Molecule: messenger RNA, 3625 nt
Organism: Exophiala viscosa
Lineage: Eukaryota; Fungi; Ascomycota; Eurotiomycetes; Chaetothyriales; Herpotrichiellaceae
Exons: 1
Coding region: 484-3546 (1020 amino acids)
Source: RefSeq, a predicted model, not a curated record
UCUGAGACUCUCACGGCCGGCAGCAGGAACCUACCGCCCACGGCCAAUCGCUUGAGGGCCUAAUUUGCAACGGCCAGAUUGGCCGUAUCAGGCUUGCGCCUCGACUUCGCCCCCAUUAGGCAAGAUAUCUUUAGCUUCCGCCACGAAACGCGCCCCAGAGUUGCUUCUAAACUCCUUUGAGUCCAGUGUGGCCGCGAACCGGGUCAGCAUCAGCUAUAAUCCAGUUGUUCGCAUUUACGGGCCCAACCACCGACAGACCGAUCAGACGACAACCUGAUUGCUAUCAUAUCUGUCCGCACAGACACUUCACGCCUGUCUUGAUACCGAACUGCUGCUUUGUACGUCUUGAGAUCCAUGCGCGAUGCAUUCGCGGAGUGAGGCCUUAUCGACAACUGAAACAAUUGUCUCUGAACAAGUCAGUGAUUGGAGGAGCUUGGGCGCUCAAGUCAACCAGUAUUCAACUUCAACUCUAACAUCACCUCGAUGUUGCGUCUCGGCGGCAAGGAUCGCUCUGGCUUUUUGCUAUUCAAGCAAAAGGGUCAAAUAAACUAUCCUGAGAAUACAGCCGACGUUCUCGCGUACCGACUCCCUGAUAUAUCACAUGUCGAUACACGAUCAUUAUCAGAUUUAUUCAACCAGUUCAGCAAGUCCGAUCAACUUGACGCACUCCCAGGAGCAGGGUCGCAACAUCGACCGUCUGCAUUAAGAAAUGUGGUCGAACCAGUUUCGGCCGAUGUCCCUGCUGCAUUCGCAGACCCUUUUAAGCCAUUGGGUAAUCAGAGCGAGCGAUUGGAUGUUAAUCUUAUCAGAAAUGACUCGACAGCGUCGUCCUGCUAUUCCCAACCAAGCCAAUUGGGAAGUGACCCUUCCCCAGCGGUCACGAGGCAUUCUUCAAGCUCCAGUUACACCCCGGAGCCUGCCUCUGCCAUAUCCACGACUGCCUCACAAAAACCCAGACCAUUGUCAAUAGUGACGCACAAGCGAACCACAUCAUCGUCGACAAGCACAACCGUGUCACGACUGCAGUCGUAUAAGAACAAACCACAGACCUCUUCGUACACCAUGCUUGUAUCAACGCCGACGAGUACACCUAAUUUGGACAAACCGCUGCCUCCUGGACCAUCAUCCUCAGUACCCGACCUCUCACUCCAGCAGCGACCUGCAGAGCUGCCUUCACAUGACUCUGCCCCCAGCGCAUUGGAGCUGCGGCGUGCCCCGUCUAGAUCGGAUGCUUCAGUGGUCGGAAGACCAGCGUCCGCCGGCCAAGCAUCCGCCAGUCACUCUGCAAUAAAACAUCCAUCAUGGUCAUCCAGAUCGGUACGAGAAGCACGACUGAGAAAAGCUGUUGAUCGAGGCCAGGAAUUGGACCGAUCACUUUCACAAGGAACCUUUCAGCCGUAUGACCCUUCUGAUUUUGAGAGAUUCAGACGACACACAGCCGAUAUCGUAACACCUGCCCCAAAAGUAGCGCCAAUUCCGAAAGCAACCAAAGCACGACGAAUGAAGAUAUUCAAACCAAUCACAGCCGCUACAGCCGAACAGGUCAUCUAUAGAAUCAUGUGUAACCUUCACAGUCUUCAGGAUCUACAAUCGACGGCGAUGGUCAGCAAAGGCUUUUAUCGUACAUUUCGCCGAAACGAGUCCAAAUUAGUAAGCAAUUUGGUUUUGCAGGCCUCCAAGCCAGCAUGGGAAUACCGUCGCAGUGUUCUCGCACUGAAAAGGUCGGACGACUUUGUUCUAAGAGAGUUUCGUCGUGACUCCAACACUUCAACUGCUCUCAAAGCGUUCAUCGUGGGUCAUUGCGGCUCUCGAUGCAAACCAGAUAUACUUGCAGGUCUCCUUGGCCAGCACCCAGAACGAACGAUUCAAGUCGACAAUGCUUUAUGGCGCAUAGGGACAUUUUGCAUUCUUUUCGGGAGCGCGAGUGGGCAGAUCGAUCCUUCGCGGACGCAAAUGGAUUGGCUUAAUGGUAGCAAAGGUGUGAGCAGCACGCAAUUGAGUGAAGGCUUCGCCAUCGGUAAUGGGAAUGGUCUUACUACUACCGAGCUCGAAGACAUGAAUGAAUUGUGGCAAUACCUCCAGAUGCUUAUUACUGGAUUUUCAGGCCGGGAACAAGAAGCAAGGCAGGCCGGCGUCUUCGACAAUUUCCUACCAGGAGCAGGCAUCACGGAGUCAGAGCACCUCGCAGAGUGGAUCGCAUACCUGCUCACUCUGGGACCUCAGAUUGUUCUAUCUCUGUCGUCUUGUUCGUUCGACCAGGCCAAGAUGUUAGGUUUGACGAAAUGGCUGGCGCCCGAGGCAGGACGAAGUCGAUCAUCAUUCUUGACCACUGCCAUUACUCAGGUCUAUCAAGAAAGACUCCUGGAGGAGGCCGCACUGAGGGCCGCACAAUUCAGGAUCCCACCUCCGCGAGCAAACCACCGGCCGACGCGGUCUUUCGACAAACCACAACUUGCUACUGGUCCGAUGCAACGGGCAACGGUAGGCCCGUCACGAGGUCUUCGAAUUGAUACAUCUGCAAUGAGGCGACCGAUUUCUGUCAACGCACUUGCUGAUGCUCGGUUCGACAUUCGUCCAGACUGUGAUCUGGCUAACAACAUGACCAGCCCACGCACGGAAAUGUUUCCGGCUUUUGCUACAGCUGAUCCUAACAUGUUCUACGCUCUGGGAAUGACAUCAAAAGCAAGCACAAAACUUGGUGCCACAUUGUUCCCCAUCGACUACGCGAACCCAGGACCACGUGUACCGUUUCCGGCGGCUGAACCGUCUGCAGCGCCGAAGUCUGAAGUGAUAGACCCAGUCGAUAAGGCAAUGACAUAUUUGGUGCACGAAAUGGGAUUUGCUGAAGCUCGGGCACGGAAAGCUCUUGCCAUGUGUGACAGUGGAUCCGGUAUCAAUCUGGAGAAAGCAAUUGAGCUCCUGACUGUGGAUGCGAAGGACUCGAAAGACUUCUCUACGCCUGUGGAACUUCCUGCACCAGCGGUUCAAUUUCCUACACCGUCAGUGCCAGCCAGUCCAGCCAAGCUCAGAAAACAGCCAAAAGACUUUUGCGAUGGACAUUGCCCUCGGACCUCGACAAGCAUGCAUUCAAGGAAGAAGUCAACGGGAACGACGGGGACAUCAACCGACGUUGAGAUCAGUCCGGUGUCAGCGCGGGACGAUGCCGAAUGGCAAGACACAAUUUCUCCUCUGGUCACGCCAAAACCACUAGCAUCCCGAUCUGGUACAAGGUUGAGUAGAGGCCCAAGCAAGGGGGCGAAGGCAUGGAAGGUCUUGGGCAUCGAUAAUACUCCGAAGAGACAGAAUUCGGUGCUUCGAAUUGAUGAAUACCAAGCAAAAGUUGAGCGAAGAAAAACCAUGCGCGCUGCCGAGGAGCCACAGACACCAAGAGUCAAAGACGGUCUCAGCAAAAACCUGCUGGGUCUAGGCUUGGGCAUUGCAAGCAACGCCGGAGCCAAAUCUGCCGAAGAACGAUUGGAACGUGCUCGGGAAGAAGAAAGACGCAAGAAGGAAAAAUAUGGUGGGAGCAUGCUUCGAUAUGCGUGAUUUCGAUUUGAGUCGCGACAGACUCUGCAUUUGAUGAUGUGAUGCGAAACGAGGCCACGAAUCUCUCCAACCCGGAAGG